CGCCUUGGCGCUAUCGACCAAACUCGAUUUGCGAAAAGUUUUGCCCCGAAAACUGCUUCGCAUCGUCAGAAAUUCCUGCACAGUGCAACAACACGGAUCGGUUUGAUUCUUGGUGGUAAUCCGAAAUGUCGACGGUGCGCCGUAACGUGGGACGUGGUGGCAAAAGUGUCCGUGGAAAAAGUGGUAAAAUUACCACUCCGAAGGGUUCCUCUGUCGCCGGCAGCGUUGCUGGACCACCGAAGGAGAAAAUUCCGCCGAAGCAGGACAGCGAAGAAUCGGAAUCGACGGAUGCCGUUUCGUCCUCGGACGAGGAGGAACGCUGGAAGGAGUCCAAGCAUACCAAUGACGUUCCGUCGGAGUACUGGCACAUCCAGAAGCUGGUCAAGUACAUGAAGGCGGGCAACCAGACGGCCACGAUUGUGGCACUGUGUUGCCUCAAGGACCACGACCUGACGACGCAGAUGAACCAACGGGCGAUCCAGGACUGCGGCGGACUGGAAGUGCUUGUCAAUCUACUCGAGAGCAACGAUCUCAAGUGUCGACUGGGAGCACUGACGGUCCUGUCGGAGAUCUCGUCCAACUUGGACAUCCGCCGAUCGAUAGUUGACCUAGGAGGUAUUCCGCUGUUAGUGCAGAUACUGUCGGAACCCGGACGGGACCUGAAGGUAAUGGCAGCCGAAACGCUGGGCAACGUGGCCAAGGUGCGGCUGGCGCGGAAGCUGGUCCGCAAAUGCGACGGAGUGCCACGGUUGGUCGACCUGCUGGAUGUUAAUAUCAGCAUACUCCGGUCCCAGCGCGAUCAGCUGAGCGAGGACGAGCGCGAGAUGUUGGACAUGGCCCGGGCUGGGGCGCGUGCUCUCUGGUCCCUGUCCGAGUCCCGACACAACAAGGAACUCAUGUGCAAGGGUGGCAUCGUCCCUCUGAUGGGCAGACUGCUGAAGAGCGUCCACAUCGACAUCGUGGUUCCGACUAUGGGUACCAUACAGCAGUGCGCCUCGCAGGCCAACUAUCAGCUAGCUAUCACCACCGAGGGAAUGAUUUUUGACAUCGUGUCGCACCUGACCUCGGACAACCUGGACUUGAAGCGGCAGUGCAGCUCUGCGAUCUUCAAGUGCGCGAGCGAUAAGACAGCGAGCGAUAUGGUACGUGAGUCGGGAGGCUUAGAACCGUUGGUCGGUAUUGCCCGGGACAAAUCCGUGCGGGACAACAAGCCUUUGUUGGCGGCAGCUACGGGUGCACUGUGGAAGUGUGCGGCUAGUGAAGCGAAUGUGAAAAAGCUUGAUCAACUGAAGACAGUUCAGGUUCUGGUACAACUACUCAACGACGAGAGCGAAGAUGUACUUACUAAUGCCGUUGGGGCUAUCUCGGAGUGCGUCAAGUAUCAAAACAACCGCGAAACGCUACGCAUGUGCGGUGGCAUACCACUAUUGGUCAAUUUGCUCAAUAUGACUCACGCACCGCUCCUGGAGAAUAUCGCCAAAACGCUGAAGGAGUGCGCCACAGACCCGGAGAGUAUGACCAUCAUGGAAGAUCUGGAUGCGAUCCGUUUGAUUUGGUCUCUACUGAAGAACUCCAAUCCGAAAGUGCAAGCCUACGCUGCAUGGGCACUUUGUCCGUGCAUCGAAAAUGCAAAGGAUUCCGGAGAGCUGGUGCGUAGCUUCGUUGGUGCUUUGGAACUGGUCGUCGGACUGCUCAGCUCUCGGGAUAACUUUGUCUUGUCGGCGGUUUGUGCCGCCAUUGCCACCAUAGCCAAGGAUAGGGAAAACCUGUCGGUCCUGUCGGAUCACAAGGUCAUUCCCAUGUUGGCCCAUCUCGUGUACACGACGGACGAUCUGCUGAGGGAAAAUUUGGCCGCAGCUAUAGCAAGCUGUGCACCGUAUGCUUCGAACACCCAGGAGUUGGGUCGCCUUCGAACCGUGACGCCCAUAGUCGGCUACAUGGUCAGCAACAAUCCGCGAGUUCAUCGGACGACGGCAAUGGCACUGCAGAAGCUCUCGGAAGACCCUCAGAAUUGUAUCACGAUGCAUCAGAGCGGCGUGGUUCCAUUUCUGUUGGAAACUGUCGGCUCUAAAGAUCGUGAACUACAGGAGGCUUCCGCUGGUUGUCUGCAAAAUAUUAGGAAAUUGGCUCUCCGGGCAGAGGAGCUAGAAUUCCGUGGCGAGUACUAGCGAAAUAGUUUACGGUCUAGGAUGAUUUCAAUUCUCAUUUAGGUUUGAUAAGAUACGGAAUCUAGUCGAUGUUUUAUG
Molecule: messenger RNA, 2246 nt
Organism: Ochlerotatus camptorhynchus
Lineage: Eukaryota; Metazoa; Arthropoda; Insecta; Diptera; Culicidae
Gene: gudu
Product: Armadillo repeat-containing protein gudu
Exons: 5
Coding region: 126-2168 (680 amino acids)
Molecular function (GO): protein binding
Source: RefSeq, a predicted model, not a curated record